Molecule: messenger RNA, 936 nt
Organism: Guillardia theta CCMP2712
Lineage: Eukaryota; Cryptophyceae; Pyrenomonadales; Geminigeraceae
Exons: 13
Coding region: 1-936 (311 amino acids)
Molecular function (GO): protein binding
Source: RefSeq, a predicted model, not a curated record
AUGGCGUCAAACUCAAGAGCGCAAAUAGGCAAUGAUGACAACUACAGUCAUUUCUCUGUAUCGCGAGAGCUCUCCGAGUUGAACUAUCACACUUCGCAGAGUGCAAAUGGAGACGCAUACUCUAACUACGAGAAAUACCUGAGCAUGUUUGAGGGAGGACAGGUGGUCACGUCGUACAAGGAAGUUGAAGGGUGGUCGGAGAGACAUGUUGCUGCAUGGGUCAGCACACUUGACCAUGGAAAGUUCAAAAUGUGGACCGAUUGCAUCAUCGACCAUGUCAUAGACGGGCCUGUGCUCUUCGAGAUGACCAUCCACAAGCUUGAAGAGAUAGGUGUGAAGAAGUUCGGAGACAGGACGGAGUUGAUGCAGCAUAUUGAGAAGCUCCAAAGAAGAUGCAAAAAGCCGAACUCUGGAGAAUUGACAAGACCAUCUUACCUAAUGUGCAUCUACGACAUGGUCACGUUCAGUUGGGCUGACACAAGCGAGGGGAAGGGCGGUCUGGAGAUCAAGGAAGAAUUGGUUCAUGCUAACACGUCGAUCGCGCUGGUUUCAACACUGACGUGGAGCAUUCUGGGAUAUGGAAGGAAGGCCGCUGGUUGUGUUCUAUUGCUUUACGUAUAUGAGAUGAGUGAUGAGCAGGAGGUAGAGACUUUUUUCGAUAUGUUGGGCAAGAACACCCAGCUUCCAGGCGCUUUCCUCUUCGUCGGCAUGAUCUGCUUCUGCGUUCCCAUGGCGUCCUACUUGAUCUUCAACGUCAACCUGGGGCUGUCCCCGGGGUCGAACGACUCAGGUGUACUAGCUCUGAGCUACGUGGUCGCUAUCUUCUCACUGUGUACUUUCCUUUAUGGCUUCCUCUACAAGAUCCCCAGCAUGAUCUCCUCUGUCUACGAGGCCAAGAUCCGUGCGUACAAGAAGGAUAUGGAGCUAGCUGACUGA